AUGGGUGAUUGGGAUGAUGAUGAUUUCGAAGUUGAUGUGAAACAGCUAGAUGAAAAGAAGCAUAUUAUAGUAGACGAAGAAAUAGGCGACAAGUCAGAGCAGAAUCAAUCGCUUAAUUCAACCAAGUCUGUACCAUCGAAAUCGAAGAAAAAGACAGACAGUCCACUGAACACCUUUAGUGCCGACCUCAAUCGAGAAUUGAGUGGAAAGGAAAAGGAGCAGCUGCAGAGGAAAGCUGAUCUGAAGCUUGCAAAAGAUUUAUUUGGUAUUGACGAGGAUGAAACAUUAACUUAUUCGGAAUUGACUUCCUUGGACGAAUUUAGGACAUUUGGUGAGAAUAUUGGAAAAAUGCUUUUAGCACGAUCAAAUGCUACCCAUUUUUCUGAGAUGCUUGUUUCACUUCUCAAAGUUGUCCUUUCACACAUGGAUGCGAGCAAAGCAAGGGUUUUGAGUACGGUUGUAAAAACUAUAGCGGAUGAAAAGACAGCAGUUGAGAAGAAGGCAAAAGGGAAGGGUGCAACGAAACCAACGAUAAGAAACGUCAGUAAGUCAAAUACAGCUUCAGUUAAAGCGAAGAAAGAUUUGUAUGACGAUUAUGUAUCUGAUGAAUACGACGAUUAUGCCGACCAUUUUAUGUAA
Molecule: messenger RNA, 639 nt
Organism: Brugia malayi
Lineage: Eukaryota; Metazoa; Nematoda; Chromadorea; Rhabditida; Onchocercidae
Gene: Bma-eif-3.J
Exons: 6
Coding region: 1-639 (212 amino acids)
Cellular component (GO): eukaryotic translation initiation factor 3 complex; cytoplasm
Molecular function (GO): translation initiation factor activity
Source: RefSeq, a predicted model, not a curated record